ACUUCGACGGUAACGAGUCCGAUGGCAAUCGUGGGUGGAGCAGCAUUAUCCAUGCCAGCCAAUUGUGACCUCGCACUUGAACGGCGUCAAAAUCAGGGCAGCGUCACUCGUGGCCCCGAAGAGGCAUAGGAUCAUGGCCGCUUUCCCAUUCUUGGCGCAUCUGCGCUCCCCGGUCUUCCUCGAGCGCAGCUUCAUUUUCCAUGCUCGUGUGAACGAUCUCAGCCCUUACAUUCAUUAGUAUUAGAGCCAUCCGUGCUCGACACGGUUCAGAUAUGUCGCGCCCGGUCGACCUCCUCCCUAGGAGGAUAAUCCAGACAUAUUCACCCUUCAGCUCCUCCAGCAGAUCCUCGAAGCCAUGUCUCUUCUGCGCUCAUCAAAUGCUCUCACUCAAAUCCCGUCAAUUCUCGACGACGCAACGCAGGGACGCAACGGUUGGUAAAAUGAAGGCAAUCAGCAACUGGGAUGCCAGACUUCCUAAAAUGCACGCCGUCAAAACCCAAAUGGCCAGACAAGGUGGUGGAAAGACAUCCGCAAUGCCCGAUGAUCUAGGUCGAAUGCCCAGCGCUCUGGUUAUAUCCUCUGCAACCAAACUACCCAGCUGGCUGCCUCCGACAUUCAUCAAACGGGCCAAGAUACAAUGGCUUCGGCUGAAGACCGCAGCACAGGACUGUUUCAGCAUAAUCUACCUGCAGUGGUGGGACGCACCUAAAGACCCAGUCACAGGCAAGAGGAUGAACAAGCCCCUAGAGUUCUCCAACCGAACCGAAAUCGCAAAGGCACUGCACCGAACCUUUAACAUGGCUCUCGCGGCAGGAGACACAGGCACUAUCGAGAAGAUCGCUUGUACCGGUUUACUCAAUAGCGCCAAAUCGCGCAUCCAGCGUCGAAAGAGACUCCGGGCGAAAGAGGAGUGGAAUCUGAGGAAAUACAUCGGCAUCAACUACCCGCGGUUCCUUCAAAAAUGGCCCCUCUCAGCUCUCCUUCCAGGGGCCAGUGUCAGAGUCAUCCAAGACCGUCUUGCACCUCUUCCUUUCCCCAACUCAUCCUUCCGCCAAUGUACCGUCCGUAUCGAUUCGGUUCAGGUAGCCAAGACCGCCUCCAUGUCCCAACGCCAGUUCUUCAACAUCACGGAAUACGUCGUAAUACAGAAAUUGACGCUGCAUGGGAAAGAACAAGAUUGGAAGCUGUGGGGCACCGUGGAGCCGAGCACAAUGGAAGAUAUCGACAAAAUCAUGGGCUCAUCGGCUACCUCGGAGACACUGGCUACGCGGCUCAGAGACAACUUCUCAAAUGCUACUGGAAUGAUGUAAAAUGAUGUCAGUUCUCAACAAUGGUCAUUUGUGAAAUGGCAUCCGGGUUGCAAUCGUAGCCUUCGUAUGAGCUUCCUCAAGCAAGUCGAAUCGUCGACAAGACAUCCUUCACCCUCAAACGCCUUAAUUCCCUGAC
Molecule: messenger RNA, 1446 nt
Organism: Exophiala viscosa
Lineage: Eukaryota; Fungi; Ascomycota; Eurotiomycetes; Chaetothyriales; Herpotrichiellaceae
Exons: 2
Coding region: 273-1310 (345 amino acids)
Cellular component (GO): mitochondrion
Source: RefSeq, a predicted model, not a curated record